AUGUGCGGUUUCAAAUCAUUCAAGAGAAGUACACUUUCUUCUCAUGUGACACGGAAGCACAAACGUAAACGUGAAGAAAAAACUAUGAGUGCCAUGAUCGAGGAGUAUUGUUGCAACACUUGUGCGUACAAGACCUGCAAGAAGGAAAAUCUCCAGGCCCAUGUACUAGGACAUAAGGAAGUGGUGGACGAAGGCCCCUCACUCUCCUGUAAUUCCUGCGAAUUUAAGUGUGAAAAAGGCGUGCCGUUGGCCUCCUAUGUAGUGGACAAACAUAAAGCGGCCGAGGAGUUCAGAUGCGACGUUUGCGACUUCAAGUGCUUCAAAAAGAGCACCAUGUAUUCUCAUAAGCGUAGGCACAGAGCAGAUAGUGAUGGCAAAAUUUACAAUUGCAACGAAUGCAAAUUCAAAACCACCAAAAAAACUUCUCUUUAUUCGCACAUCAAAAGGAAGCACAAAGUACUAACAAAAAACGACGCUGGUAUGGAACAAGUUACAGAAUAUUUUUACUGCAACCAGUGCGAGUACAAGAAUAAAAAUAAGUAUGAAUUGAAAGUGCAUGUCGCAAGGAAACACACAGAUGAUUUCAAGUUUUCGUGCGAAACUUGCGGGAAGAAAUUUAAGGUCAAAGGUGACUUGACCAACCAUAUAAGAUUCAAUCACAAGGAGGGACCAGUUAUAUGUGAUGUGUGUGGCAAAACAUGCCUGAACAGCAAUUCUCUCUAUGUGCAUCAAAAGUUUGCUCAUUACAAAGCUAAAUACGAAUGUCAUAUUUGUAAAAGGCGGCUCGUCACCCAAGAAAAUCUCAAUGAACACAUGCUGCGACAGCAUGAGAAACGGGAGAAUGUUGUAUGCGAGGAAUGUGGAAAGACGUUUUCACGGAACAGCCGAUUGAAAGUUCACAUGAGAAUUCAUACAGGUGAUAAACCAUAUACCUGCAAUGUAUGCGGCAAAUCAUUUGCUAGGCGGACAGCCCUCAAACAACACCUCCUAAUACACACGGGAAUUCGUCCCUACGUCUGUGACAUUUGUGGCAAGUCUUUCACCCAAAAACCAGGGCUCAUCAGCCAUCGCAAGUCUCAUCCCGGGAUUCAUCCUCCCCUACCAAGAGUUCUCAUAGAUCACAUCUUGAACGACGUUAUGAAUAACUGA
Neodiprion fabricii is the source of this 1149-nucleotide messenger RNA. RefSeq names its product zinc finger protein 567-like. Gene Ontology annotation, biological process: regulation of transcription by RNA polymerase II. NCBI's taxonomy places the organism in Eukaryota, Metazoa, Arthropoda, Insecta, Hymenoptera, Diprionidae. The record is from RefSeq and is a predicted model, not a curated record. The transcript has a single exon. The coding region runs from base 1 to 1149 and encodes 382 amino acids. Gene Ontology annotation, molecular function: RNA polymerase II cis-regulatory region sequence-specific DNA binding; DNA-binding transcription factor activity.